AUCAAAAAGAAAAAUUAUGGAAACUUAUUAAUGAUUUGCUAGAUGCUUUUGAAAUAUCUAAUCUAAAAGAGUAUUAUUUAUUUGCUUUAGCACAAGAAUUAUAUAAUGAAGGAUAUGAACGAUUAUUUACUGCAUAUGAAAAUAGAUUCAAAAGAUCUAAAACAAUAUUACGACAAGAUAUUUUUGGUACUGAAAAUCAUAAUACUACAGGACAUAUAAUUAAACGAUUAAAAACUACAAAUAACCUAACCUCAACAUAUUCUGAAUUAUCUACAACAUUUAUAUCUUCUAAUAAACGACGAAUUACUACUGAAGAAGAAAAAAUAUUUAAAUCUACUUUGGCAAGCCCUGAAUUAACAGAUCAACUUGUUGAAGAAGUCAAAUCAAAACUUUCUAAUUAG
Scutellospora calospora is the source of this 401-nucleotide messenger RNA. Lineage: Eukaryota; Fungi; Glomeromycota; Glomeromycetes; Diversisporales; Gigasporaceae. The record is from the annotation of a GenBank genome assembly.